Sardina pilchardus (European sardine) is the source of this 1545-nucleotide messenger RNA. RefSeq names its product one cut homeobox 2 (gene onecut2). The record is from RefSeq and is a predicted model, not a curated record. Gene Ontology annotation, biological process: regulation of transcription by RNA polymerase II. The transcript is spliced from 2 exons. Bases 133 to 1545 code for a protein of 470 amino acids. Gene Ontology annotation, cellular component: nucleus. Gene Ontology annotation, molecular function: RNA polymerase II cis-regulatory region sequence-specific DNA binding; DNA-binding transcription factor activity, RNA polymerase II-specific. NCBI's taxonomy places the organism in Eukaryota, Metazoa, Chordata, Actinopteri, Clupeiformes, Clupeidae.
CAUGGGGAGAAUCAGCACUGGCCCGUCUGAUAGAGAUCGGUAAUUUUUUAAAUAAAAACCCGAGAGGCCUUAGAAAACAAACAAACGGAAAACCCAUCCCGGCAUAUAACAUGAAAUAAAUCAAUGGACUGAAUGAAGACUGCCUACAACGCCUAUCGAUGCCUGGCCAAGGAUCUGGAUGCUUACGCCAUGAACCCAGAGAUGACAAUGGACAGCAUUGGCAAUCUGCAUGGUGGAAUAAGCCAUGAGCAGGAUUUGAUGAACAGUCAUAGCCCCCACCACCAUCACAAUCGGAACACGGGGGCUUCCUUGCGGAUACAUCAGGAUCUGGCUGCGGCAUCGUCGCGGACCGCGAUGGUGUCCAGCAUGGCAACGAUUCUGGACGGAGCCGGAGAGUACCGACCAGAAUUGUCUCUCCCGCUCCAUCACGCCAUGAGCAUGCCGUGCGACACAUCCCCUCCCGGGAUGGGGAUGAGCGGCACCUACACCACGUUAACUCCACUGCAACCCUUACCGCCCAUUUCUACAGUUUCGGACAAAUUCCACCAUCCGCACCACCACCAUCAUCAUCACCACCAGCGUCUCUCUGGGAACGUAAGUGGGAGUUUUACGCUGAUGCGGGACGAUCGGGGUUUACCAGCAAUGAACAACCUCUAUAGCCCCUAUCAUAAGGACAUGACCGGGAUGGGUCAGAGUUUAUCCCCCCUGGCCAGCAGUCCCCUCGGUAACGGCUUGGGCUCCAUACACAACACCCAACAAAGCCUCCAUAACUAUGGCACACAUGGGCAUGACAAGAUGCUUAGCUCCAACUUUGAUGCCCACACUGCCAUGCUGGCCAGAGGGGAUCAACAUCUCUCUCGAGGCCUCGGUGGCCCAACGGCAGGUAUGAUGCCACAUUUGAACGGGAUGCACCACACAGGGCAUCCGGGCCACCCUCAAUCCCACGGGCCUGUGUUGGCUUCUAACCGAGACAGACCGCCCUCCUCCUCUGGAACACAAGGUAGUAACUCGGGGCAGCUGGAAGAAAUAAACACCAAAGAAGUCGCACAAAGGAUCACAGCCGAACUGAAGCGAUACAGCAUCCCGCAGGCAAUCUUCGCGCAGAGGGUGCUGUGUCGCUCGCAGGGCACUCUUUCCGACCUCUUAAGAAACCCCAAACCUUGGAGUAAACUUAAAUCGGGAAGGGAAACCUUUCGGAGAAUGUGGAAAUGGCUGCAGGAACCCGAGUUUCAGAGGAUGUCGGCCCUUCGGCUUGCAGCAUGCAAAAGAAAAGAGCAAGAGCCAAGCAAGGACAGGAGCAAUACACCAAAGAAAUCCCGCCUGGUUUUUACUGACCUCCAGCGCCGCACACUGCUGGCCAUCUUCAAGGAGAACAAGCGUCCCUCCAAGGAGAUGCAGCUGACCAUCUCCCAGCAGCUGGGGCUGGAGCUCAGCACCGUCAGCAACUUCUUCAUGAAUGCCCGGAGGCGCAGCCUGGACAAAUGGAUGGACGAGGGGAGUCCAGGCGGCAACUCCUCAGCCUCCAGCACUUGUACCAAAGCGUGA